Molecule: messenger RNA, 623 nt
Organism: Linum trigynum
Lineage: Eukaryota; Viridiplantae; Streptophyta; Magnoliopsida; Malpighiales; Linaceae
Source: the annotation of a GenBank genome assembly
CCAAAGCAGUUAUAAACAUAGAAAAAAGAUUCCCGAGAAAAAAAAAAAGGGUAGAAGUUACCUCGAUAGCUCUGAAGUGUUCCACGGAGCUUGAGUAGUGGCAAGACAGGUCAAGGGAGUUGGAAAAAAGCGAUGUCAGGAUUCAAGGCUUCUCAAGCGGCGGCUGAACCCAGCGAGGCUCAGGGAAGUUGGGUUUCCUCUUCUUCUUCUUCUGGUUCUUCAGGCAGGGAAGAUUCGAAGAAAGUGAUGAAAGCCGAAGUUGAUCGGGUUCAGAAGAGCAGCAGAAUCAGAGAAGCUGAAAGAGCUGAGAGAAUCCUGAACGUCGUUUGCUGGGGUCCUCAUUUAGUGUAAUGCGAAAGAAGAAAAAAAAACCCCCGACGAAAAUAACGACAAUUUGAAAUAUACAAGGCCUUCCCCUGUUUCUCUAGUUCUUCAGCAGAGCACCUCUGUUUUCUCUUUAUCUUUCCUCCAGAGUCCAGAACUUUUCUUUUGGCAGACUGUUUACUGUUGUAGCAAUCCAAAUCAGAGAACCCAGUUGAGGGAAACUGCUUAAUAGCAGUAGUCACCUUUAAAAUUUCUGGAUCUUGAUCUACUAAUUGCCGAAAUGAAAAGUUUUCUUCAUU